ACUCCUGCCUGUCCUCGAGCGACAUUUUGGUGCAAGGAGCCAUAACCUGUGAACGUACGGCUGUUUACGCCCGUAUAAAGAAUCACCAAUUGUGGCGAUCCAAGAUCUCUUCAUGGGGAAAUCUGUAACUGCCUAGAUUUGCAGUUGGUGACUCAAUUUAGUUUGAUUAUAUAUUUAUUCAUCAUGAGUGAAGCAUGUGAGUUACCUCCUUCAAAGGGGUCUACCGUCCAAAGAAAACCAGACAGUGUAAUUGAGCAGAUGCUAUCCACUGUCCAGGAUGGAGAACCUGAAGAAAAGCACUGCCUCAGUUAUGAGUGUGAUAUCAUAUUGGAAUGUAAAGUCUGUAGAAAUUUGUUUCGCGUUAUGCAAAGCUUCCUCAAUCACAAAAAAGCCAACUGCCUUCAGUAUCUCAUUAGCUUUGAUGUUCCUGUACCGACAAAAGAAAAAGAAAUCGACAAAACUACCAGUGAAAAUUCUAGACCAACCACUAAGGAAAAGUCUGAGGAAAUUCCUCCAACUAAAGAACCAUCACCAGACAAGACAAUAUCCAAGACUGUUCCAAAAUCAAAAGGUAAAGCAGAAUCUUCUGAAACCAGUCAGGUAAAACCUCCUGCAGUGUCACCUAAAGAAGUAAUACCUGUUGAAAAUAACGAUCCCAUGAAACUGCGGAAUUCCCGUAAAAGAGAUGUACAACAAAAGGAUAGUAUUGUUUCAAAGAAAGACAACAAAGACACCGUUUCUCAAAAGCAAGACAGUAGCCAUAAAAAGGAGAGCAGUGCUCAAAAGAAAAAUGUCAGUGUCCACAAGAAAGAUAGUACCAGUGAUAAAAGAGAUAGUUCUACAACAAAACGCCAAAGUCUAUCAGAACAGAAAGACACAACACCACAGAAAAGAAAUAGCAGCAGUCAUAGACGGGACAGCCCUCCACAGAAAAGAGAUAGUAGCAGCCAUAGAAGGGAAAGUUCUUCUCACAGGAGAGACAGCUCUUCUCAUAAAAGAGAUAGCUCUGUUCAUAAGAGAGAUAGCUCGUCUGAAAAGAGAGAGAUAACUCAUAAGAAAGACCUGUCUUCAGAAAAGCGAGAAACAUCCCAACAUCGAAGGGAAAGAAGGGAAAGUAUUUCUGCGAAAGAAAAACAAGGCAGCUCUUCGGAGAAAAGUACCCCUCACAGAAAAGAACCUGAAAAACGGGGGAGUUUGACCCCAAAGAAAGAAAGUUCGGAUAAAAAAAGACAUGCUCCUCCUAGAAAAGUAAAUACUAAUUUGAAAGAUGGCCAUGAAAAAAUGGAUGUCAGCAAUGAAACUUCUGGUGGCGUUGAGAAAAUGGAUGUCACCGUUGAAACAAGAUCAGUCGUAGCGAAGAAUCUAUCUAACCAGAAAGGGAGUUCUCUUGAAAAAAUGGAAAUAGAUGACAAGAAGGAAGCUAGCACAAUGAAGCAAAAAGAUAAUCUUGUACAAAACAAUGCAACUGUUCAGAAAAAAGAUACAGUAGCUGAGAAAAAUGUUGUUUCCACCAAGAAAAAUGAUGUUUCCGCCAAGAAAAAUGAUGUUGCUACUCAACAGAACAAAGAUGGUGGUCAAGUAAAGGAAAAAAGUGUUGCUGCUACCAUUGAGAACAAGAACACUGUUUCUGAUAAAACAGAUACAACUUCUCAGAAAGAUGAUGUUAAUUUAAAUAAGGAAAAUAAUGUUGUUGUGAAUGAAGAGAAAAGUGGCGUUGUUACUAGGAAAAAAGAUUCUAUACCCGAAAAAAAAGUUGUGGCUACUGAGACCAAAUCUCCCAGUCACCAUGAAAAACCUUUUGCGAUUGGAAAAAAAGUUGUCAUUGUUGAAAAGAAGACUGUUGCUACUGAGACGAAACAGACUUCAAAUCAAGAAAGAGUGGUUGUUGCUGAGAAAAAUGAUAGCAGUGUUCAGAAGAAAGAUAUGGCAACAGAGACAAAAUCUGUUCAGAAAAAAGAAAGUAAUGUUGAGAAGAAAGAUAUGGCAACUGAGACGAAAUCUGUUGAGAAAAAAGAUAGUGGUGUUCAAAAGAAAGACAUGGCAACAGAGACAAAAUCAGUUGAGAAAAAAGAUAGUGCUGUUGAGAAGAAAGACAUGGCUACAGAGACAAAAUCUGUUCAGAAAAAAGAUAGUGGUGUCGAAAAGAAAGACAUGGCAAUAGGGACAAGAUCUGUUGAGAAAAAAGAUAGUGCUGUUGAGAAGAAAGACAUGGCUACAGGGACAAGAUCUGUUGAGAAAAAAGAUAGUGGUGUUGAGAAGAAAGACAUGGCAAUAGGGACAAGAUCUGUCGAGAAAAAAGAUAGUGGUGUCGAAAAGAAAGACAUGGCAAUCGGGACAAGAUCUGUUGAGAAAAAAGAUAGUGGUGUUGAGAAGAAAGACAUGGCAAUAGGGACAAGAUCUGUCGAGAAAAAAGGUAGUGGUGUUGAGAAGAAAGACAUGGCAAUAGGGACAAGAUCUGUUGAGAAAAAAGACAGUAGUAUUCAAAAGAAAGACAUGGCAACAGAAACUAAAUCUGUCGAGAAAAAGGAUAGCAGUGUUCUGAAGAAAGACAUGGCAACAGAGACAAAGUCUGUUGAGAAGAAAGAGAGCAAUGUUCAGAAGAAAGACAUGGCCACUGAGACAAGAUCUGUUGAGAAAAAGGAUAGUGGUAUUCAAAAGAAAGACAUGGCAACAGAAACUAAAUCUGUUGUUGAUAGAAAGCAAAGCAGUGUUCAGAAAAAAGACAUGGCAACUGACACGAAAGACAGUCACUUAAUAAUAGACGGUAAAAAAGUACUUUUGACAAAAGAGACUGGUGCGCAAGGAGACAAUGUUGUCGGGGAAAAGGAUGCAUCUGCUGGAAAAUCGAAAGAAAACAAUGAGGUUCUUCCUAAAACAUCUACCAACUCUGAAAUGACAACUGAGCAAGUUGCAGCUGUAAGCAGUGCUUCUACUGCCAAUCAGACUGAGCCAAGUGAUAAGAAACUGGCUACAAUUCAGAAAGAACUUGUUGAAAAUAAAGAUGCAGAUAAGAAAAUUGGAUUGAAUCAAGAUUCAAAUUCCAAAGUGCUUAAUGAACCCCAAAAUAUUAGCAUUCCAAACACAUCGGAAUUAAAGGAUGUUAAUGAAGACAAUAAGAAUGAUGCUUCAGAUAAGCUGAAUCCUUUAAUUGCUGGUGUUUUGGAUGCUUAUCAGCGCUUCAAGGAUAAGACACAAUCCCAACCAAAAGUAGAGGAUCCAGCAAGCAAGACAAAUGAAUUAAACACUGUCCCAGAUGCCAAUGAGGACAAAAAGGACCAAUCUGAAAAAGGUGCUGAAGGACCUGGUGCAACUGAGAAGGAUGCUGCAUCUGAUAAGUCAAAACCUUCUGGAGAGCUGGAUCUGGACAAUAAAGAUCUGAAUGAUCCAGAGAGAUAUGAGUUAAGAAACAGAUUGCGUUGUCCAGAUUGUGGUCUCGAGCUGACCAACAUGACUAAGCUUGCUAAUCAUAUGUCCAAGCAUUUGGCAGAAUCAAAAGGACAUUUUGUCUGCCCUAUUUGCCAAAAGGAAACUCGCCUUGAAUCAUUCUCUGAUCUUAUUUUGCAUUUAAGAGACCCACAUUUCCUCAAAGAUAAGCAGCUACUUCCUAUGUGGAGGAAUUUAAUGAAGAACUGCUGGGUUGAUGAACAAGAUAUGUCUGCUUCAUUCCCCGUCAUUGAAGCUGUCAAACGGUCUGAGCGAAGCAGUGAGGACGCAGUGCCUGAGAAGAACUAUAAAUGUCCUUAUUGCAGAAGGAAACCUAAGAUCCUUCGAUAUUUUUCAGGCCUCAUUGGCCAUUUACGCUCAGCUCAUGGCCUGAAACGUCAUCAAAUACAAAAGAUACAAACAAAACUUCGCAAAACAUCUGUGGUUGAAGUGGUACACAAAAAAGAAAUCGAGAGUACUCGGCGCAUGCUUUUUAAGUGCUCUUUCUGUUCUAAAACAUUUAGGAAAAAGGCCACUAUCAAACUUCAUGUGAAGACAUGUAAGAAACGAACUACAGUUUCUGUAAAAGAAACUAAAAACAAAAAACCUCGAGGUCGACCAAAAACCUUCACCAAAAUUGUGUCGUAUAAAAGUAAAAUAGAUCAUAAGCUUGGAGAGCGUUCCGACAUUGGUCCUAAGGCAGCAAGUAACAGCGAGCUGUUGGGUGAUAACAGACCAGCUCCUAUGACUGGUGCUGCUUUGCAUUCUAACUAUAUGGAAUCACAGAGUGCUGCAAACAGAGACAUGGAACAUUGCGUUGAUGUUAAUUUAAUACAACCUGUAAAGUUAGAAACUUUCUGGGUCUCAAAAACACCUGGAAAACCCUCUGAAUGUGUUAAGUCAACUGUCACUAAUUUAGAAAAACUGUGCCAGACACCAAGCAAAAUUUUCAAAUCAGAGCUUACAAAAAUUGGUAAUUUUCAGUGUUAUUCUUGUAAAAGGUACUACUCAGUCCGGCAACAUUUUGAGCGUCAUGUUCAGCUAUGUACACAAAAUCGUAAGAUUGAAGAAAUAUCUGACUUUCAGGCUCUCCGUUGUCUGGAAUGUAAUCAAUCAUUUUCUUACUUACAACAUCUUAAAAGACAUGCAGCUAAGCACUUAGGCUUAGACCGAUUUAGAUGUAAGUUAUGUAAUUAUUCAAGUUACUAUUGGUCUGACACAAAAUGUCAUUUGACUUCUCACAAAGAUAUUGAUUUUCGCUCUCCAGAAUAUUACAUUGUUAGUGUGUCUUCAUCUGAAUAUACCUCUCCUCCAGAAAUGUCCAAUUACUAUGGAUACCAGGGGAAAAAAAUUGAUCGUUCCCAGACAGUACUGAAGCGCCGUCAUGAACCUAGCCAAGCCAGCAGUGGUAGUGGUGUUGUCAAGACACUUGUUCUUACUGAGCAAGACGGUAUGCUCAAAGUUGUCAGUGAUCCUAACCAAAUUGCCAAGAUGGUCGGCCAACAAGGCUCACCACCCUUGAAAAGGUUGCGAAUAGCCACCGACGUUACUCAAUCUCCUGCAAUUAUGAAAGCUUUACCUGAAAUACAAAAAGCAAUUAUGACACCUAGUCCUGAAAAGAGAGAAUCUACAUUACUGACAAAAAAUCUUCCCUCCCCAACAUUAUCAGAUCCAACUCCUUCUGCAGAGCAGUUUGAACCAGCAACUGAUCCUGACAAACAGCACCAGUCCUGGGUUCGUAAACCUCUGAAGGAUCCUGAUGCUCAACCCUUCACUUGGGAUGAUGAUGAAGAGGAAGAGACUAUGAUGGAGAGCACUCCAAUAAAAGCCAGUAAUAAUAGUAACACUACCAGUAGUACCCCUGAUAACAAAGAUGAUACCAAUAAGUUGUUAUCUACUGAUAAUUUGAAAAAAUCCCCAAAUUCUAACAAUGCUGCAUCUAUUGACGAGACAUUAAAAGCAGUUAGUACUAUUGCUGUUACAGAGGAAAAACCCAUACCUGACCAGUUUUCUGAACCACCGAAACUGAAGAAAGAAAUUCCUGUGGAAACUGUUCGAUGUACUGUUAGAGACAUCAAGAUGGAAGACAAUCUUCAGAUGCCAAGCAUUUCAGGACCUGAAGUUGCUGUUAACUCUUCUUCAACUGCAUCUGAUACGGUGAUGACUGUGAUGUUUAAUGAAAAUAAUGAUAUGAUCCUUGUAUCACCAAAUUCUAGCAAUUCUAAUUCAUCAAGCCAAGGAUCCACUCCCCAUAAAGAAUUUUUCAGAGUUUCUCACCCAGUUUUGUCACAAGUGAUUUCAUCGUCACAAUCAUCGUCAUCACAUUCAUCUUAUAUUUCAACAUCACAUUCGAAGCCCGCUGUGUCUUCAGUUAUGUCGAAAACAUCAACAAAGCCAUUGAACAAGCCAAAAACCAUGUGGGACAUGCAGCAUAAAAAUGCACUCCGGCGCCUUCCCACACGGGGCUUGGUCUCCAAUUCAACCUUAUCAUUUCCUUCAGCAUCAAGGCGGGUAACUAAAGUGCCAGAUCCUUCACCUACCCCAGUUACUGCUACCACAUUUGUAAGUGUUACAACAGAAUCCAAUUCGACAUCAGUGAACACAUCAACAACUUCAUCACAAUCACAGUCAAUACCAACUACAAAGUGAAAUAAGCAAAAGACAUUUCUUAA
Messenger RNA from Octopus sinensis (East Asian common octopus), 6095 nucleotides. RefSeq lists its product as uncharacterized. The coding region runs from base 184 to 6072 and encodes 1962 amino acids. The record is from RefSeq and is a predicted model, not a curated record. The transcript has 3 exons. Lineage: Eukaryota; Metazoa; Mollusca; Cephalopoda; Octopoda; Octopodidae.